This is a messenger RNA of Meriones unguiculatus (Mongolian gerbil), 6222 nucleotides long. RefSeq names its product NPHS1 adhesion molecule, nephrin (gene Nphs1). Lineage: Eukaryota; Metazoa; Chordata; Mammalia; Rodentia; Muridae. The coding region runs from base 385 to 4242 and encodes 1285 amino acids. The transcript is spliced from 29 exons. Gene Ontology annotation, cellular component: cell-cell junction. The record is from RefSeq and is a predicted model, not a curated record. Gene Ontology annotation, molecular function: cell adhesion molecule binding. Gene Ontology annotation, biological process: cell-cell adhesion.
GGCAUGUGCUGACAGGGGAUUUCAUUGCUCGGCUGGGCAGACUCGAGAAGGACUUGAGGGAAACAGCAGUGUGAGCACACACUGGGCCCAAGAACUGGGUCCAUGCUUUGGCUGAUGGCUUCCCAGGUUCAUGAACCUGCUGGGCCCCGAGCAGCUGGUCCUCUUUGAGUGCCGAGUGGGUGAAAGGGGGUGGUAGAUAAGACAGAGGAACAGAGAGAAGAAAGAGAGAAAAAGUGUGCGUUUUUGAGCACUUGGGAUUGGAACUCAGAAAGAACCUUUAACAGGGGGUGGGGAAGACAGAAAAAAAAAAAAAAAGACUCCCAGACAGAACGACUGGGACAGUCAGAGACAAUGCUAGCAGUCUAGGAAGAGAAGAAAGGAAGGAUGGAUAAGUCAGAAAAAGAGAGCUCAAAAGAAAAGCAGGAGACACACAGAGACGCAGGGAAGACAGCAGCAAACCAAGGGCUGGUGAUGGACGCUAAGGCAGCCACCGCCCGCCGUCCUGGGAUCACCCCAACUCCCGGAACUUCCUGCUUGAUUCCCCUGCUGCUCCUGGGGACGCUGACGGCAGGCCUGGCCCCAUCACCAGUCCCUACCUCCGCUCCCCGAGGCUUCUGGGAUCUGUCUGAAAACCUGACGGCCGUGGAAGGGACAACAGUUAGGCUGAGGUGUGGGGUCAGGGCCCCCGGCAGUGUGGUGCAGUGGGCUAAGGACGGGCUGCUGCUGGGCCCCAACCCUAGGAUCCCAGGUUUCCCAAGGUACAGCAUGGAAGGAGAUCCUGCCAAAGGUGAAUUCCACCUGCUCAUCGAAGCCUGCGACCUCAGUGACGACGCGGAGUAUGAAUGUCAAGUCAGCCGCUCGGCCGUGGGGCCUGCCUUCGUGUCUCCCAAAGUAAUCCUCUCCAUCCUGGUUCCCCCCAGGGUGGUUCGGUUGACCCCGGAGGCAGGAAGCACGGUUACCUGGGUAGCUGGUCAGGAGUACGCGGUCACCUGUGUGUCUGGGGACGCCAAACCAGCACCUGACAUCGCCUUCUUCCAGAGUGGACGAGCUGUAUCCGACGUGUCCUCUACGGAGAACGAGGGGUCCGAGGAGAAGCUCUUCACCACAGAGGCCGAAGCCAGGGUGACCCCGCAGAGCUCGGAUAACGGGCAGUUACUGGUCUGUGAGGGGUCCAGCCCGGCUUUGGACACUCCCAUCAAGGCUUCAUUCACCAUGAAUGUUCUGUUCCCCCCGGGCCCUCCUGUCAUCGAUUGGCCGGGCCUGGAGGAGGGGCACGUCCGGGCAGGGGAGAGCGUGGAGGUGCCCUGUACGGCCCGAGGCGGAAACCCACCCGCCACGCUGCAGUGGCUGAAGGACGGCAAGCCAGUGUCCACAGCUUGGGGCACAGAGCACGCGCAGGCGGUGGCGCGCAGCGUGCUGGUGAUGGCCGUGCGGCCUGAGGACCACGGAGCUCGGCUCAGCUGCCAGUCCUACAACAGCGUGUCAGGGACCCAGGAACGGAGCAUCACGCUGCAGGUCACCUUCCCCCCCAGCGCCGUGACCAUCCUGGGCUCUGUGUCACAGUCUGAGAACAAGAACGCGACCCUCUGCUGCCUCACCAAGUCCAGCCGCCCACGGGUCCUGCUGCGGUGGUGGCUGGGGGGACGGCAGCUGUUGCCCACGGAUGAGACAGUCAUGGAUGGCCUGCAUGGCGGCUACAUCUCCAUGUCCAAUCUGACACUCUUGAUGAGGAGGGAGGACAACGGCCUGUCCCUCACCUGCGAGGCCUUCAGCGAGGCCUUCAGCAAGGAGACCUUCAAGAGGUCGCUCACCCUGAAUGUGAAAUACCCUGCCCAGAAGCUGUGGAUUGAGGGACCCCCAGAGGGCCAGGACCUCCGGGCUGGGACUCGGGUGAGGCUGGUGUGCCUGGCCAUUGGAGGCAACCCAGACCCCUCUCUCACCUGGUUUAAGGACUCGCGCACGGUGAGCGAGCCCCGGCCGCCGCAGCAGCCCCGGCGAGUGCAGCUGGGCAGCGUGGAGAAGUCGGGCAGCACCUUCUCCCGCGAGCUGGUGCUCAUCGCAGGCCCCUCGGACAACCGGGCCAAGUUCUCGUGCAGGGCGGGUCAGCUGAGCGCGUCCACGCAGCUGGUGGUGCAGUUCCCCCCCACCAACCUGACCAUCCUGGCCAACUCGUCGGCGCUGCGCCCGGGCGACGCCUUGAACUUGACCUGCGUGAGCGUCAGCAGCAACCCCCCGGUCAACUUGUCUUGGGACAAGGAGGGAGAGAGGCUGGAGGACGUGGCCGCGGGCCCCCUGAGCGCGCCCUUCAAAGGCUCCGCCGCGGCCACGAGUGUUUUCCUUCGGGUGUCGUCCCGGGACCACGGCCAGCGGGUCACCUGCCGGGCCCACAGCACGGCGCUCCGCGAGACAGUGAGCUCCUUCUACCGCCUGCACGUGCUGUACCCCCCGGAGUUCCUGGGGGAGCAGGUGCUGGCGGUGACGGCGGUGGAGCAGGGCCAGGCGCUGCUGCCCGUGUCGGUGUCGGCCAACCCCGCGCCGGAGGCCUUCAACUGGACCUUCCGAGGCUACCGCCUCAGCCCAGGGGGCGGGCCCCGGCAUCGCAUCCUGCCCGGGGGGGCCCUGCAGCUGUGGAACGUGACCCGGGCGGACGACGGCGUCUACCAGCUGCACUGCCAGAACUCCGAGGGCACCGCCGAGGCGCUGCUGAAGCUCCACGUGCACUAUGCCCCCACCAUCCGUGCGCUCCGGGACCCUACCGAGGUGAAUGUGGGGGGUUCCGUGGACAUCGUUUGCACCGUGGACGCCAACCCCAUCCUCCCGGAGAUGUUCAGCUGGGAGAGGCUGGGGGAAGAGGAGGAGGAUCUGAGCCUGGACGACGUGGAGAUGGUAGCCAAGGGACCCACGGGCCGGCUGCGGAUUCACCAGGCCAAGCUGGCGCAGGCCGGUGCUUACCAGUGCGUGGUGGACAACGGGGUGGCUCCCGCGGCCAGGGGGCUGGUCCGGCUUGUUGUCAGAUUUGCUCCCCAGAUGGAUCACCCCACGCCCCUCACGAAGGUGGCUGCCGCUGGGGACAGCACCAGCUCAGCCACGCUCCACUGCCGUGCCCGGGGGGUCCCCAAUAUCGACUUCGUUUGGACCAAAAAUGGGGUCCCCCUGGACCUCCAGGACCCCAGGUACACGGAGCACAGGUACCACCAGGGCGUGGUCCACAGCAGCCUCUUGACCAUCACGAACGUGUCCGCAGCCCAGGACUACGCCCUCUUCACAUGCACGGCCAGCAAUGCCCUCGGUUCGGACCACACCAACAUCCAGCUCGUCAGCAUCAGCCGGCCUGACCCCCCACUGGGGCUGAAGGUCGUGAGCGUGACCCCUCACUCGGUGGGGCUGGAGUGGAAGCCGGGCUUCGACGGGGGGCUGCCUCAGAGGUUCCAGAUCAGGUACGAGGCCCUGGAGACGCCGGGGUUCUUCUACGUGGACGUCCUCCCAGCCCAGGCCACCGCCUUCACUCUGGCCGGGCUUCAGCCGUCUACGCGCUACAGGAUCUGGCUGCUGGCCAGCAAUGCCCUGGGGGACAGCGGCUUGACUGCGAAGGGGAUCCACGUUUCCGUCACUACCCGAGGCCUGGACCAGGCUCCUGAAGACACAGACCACCAGCUGCCCACAGAGCGGCCUCCUGGACCCCCGCGGGCGCCCCUGCUGCCCGUGCUUUUCGCCGUCGGCGCCCUGCUGCUGCUCUGCGCGGCCUCCUGCGCCGGGGCGCUCCUCCGGCGGAGAAGACUGAGGCGGCUCGCCGAGGAGGCCUCGGAGAAGGAGGAGGAGGAGGCGGGGUCGCAGGACCCGCGGGCCUGGAACGACUACGAGGAGAGUCGGCGCAGCGGGGAGCGGGACACGAGCUCCACGGUGAGCACAGCAGACGGGGAGCCGCGGUACCGCUCCAGGAGGGACUUCAGCCCCCGGCUGUCGCCAACGCCGGAAGAGCUGUCCUAUGGCCGCGGCUUCCUAGAUGGCGCAGAGGAGGACGCGGCCUUCCCCGGACACCUGUAUGAUGAGGUGGAGAGAGCCUACGGCCCGCCUGGGGUCUGGGGACCCGUCUACGAUGAGGUGCAAACGGAGCCCUAUGACCUUCGCUGGCCAGAGGUCGAGUACGAAGCUCCGUGGGCACUGUAUGACGAGGUGGCAGCGGACCUGGGCGCGGCGGAACAGCGCUCUCUGCCCUUUGAGCUGAGGGGGCAUCUGGUGUGAGACUCGCCGGGACACGCCCUUCCUACGGUCGUGGUGCAUGUUGCUCCACUGACCCUCGCCUCCCCUUCCUGCUGAGCCGCUUCAGCGAGCAGCGAGUGACACCAGCACACGGGCUUUUUCGGGAGAAGACGUGAGGGGAUGUGUGCGAGUGACAAGAAGACUCUGCGACGAGCGAGACUCCUUUUAUAGGAAUGAAACUUCUACAGAAAAAAAAAAUUAAAAAAAAAAAAAAGCCGUUUGGAAAAGACACCUGAACAAUGAAAAUCCAUUUUAGGGCUCGCUGUGCUUUCCAAAAGUGAAAUUUUUAGAAGUAGGGAGACCUAUUAAAAUCCUGCCCGUGCUCAGUGGGAGCGUGCGUGCAUGCUUUGGCAGGUGUGAGGUUCUGGGCUGCAGGUUGCACACACACACACACACACAUAUGUAUGGAGCUGGCAUGGCGUCCCACCCCUGUCAUUUCAGCUGUGCAGCAGGCUGAGCCAGAAGAGGCACAAGUUCAAAGCCAGCCUGGGCCACUAAAAACACAGGGGCCGGAGAGACGGCUCAGGGGUUAAGAGCUCUGACUGCAGCUACUGCUCUUGCAGAGGACCUGAGUUCGGUUCCCAGCACCUCCAUCAGGUGACUCCCAGUCACCUGUACCUUCAGCUCUAGGGAAUCUGAUGUUUUCUUCUGACCUCCACGAGCGCCUGCACUCACGUGUACACACCCACCACAUACAUACACACACACACACACACACACACACACACACAGAAAUAAAUCCAACCUGCAUGGCAGCCCACACCUUUAAUCUUAGCACUUGAGAAGCAGAGGCAGAGGUUAUAAGGUUGAGGCUAACUAUUUAGUGAGUUCCAAGCUACAUAGAGAAACCCUGACUCAAAACAAAAAUUAUUUUAAAACCUUCAAAAUUAAAAGAGGGGAGACUGUGGAGGUAACUCAAUGGCGGGGCACCUGCGUAGAACCCCUCAGUGAGGGGCUGGGGUGUAGCUCAGUGAUAGAGCCCCUACCUAGAAUCCCCCAGUGAGGGGCUGGGGUGUGGCUCAGUGGUGGAGCCCCUGCCUAGAAUCCCCCAGUGAGGGGCUGGGGUGUGGCUCAGUGAUAGAGCCCCUACCUAGAAUCCCCCAGUGAGGGGCUGGGGUGUGGCUCAGUGGUGGAGCCCCUGCCUAGAAUCCCCCAGUGAGGGGCUGGGGUGUGGCUCAAGGGUACAGCUCUUACGAAUAAGGCCCUGAAUACAAUCUCCAACAUAGUAAAACAAAAACCUCAGUUCAUUUUGAGUUCAGUUAAGUCUGAAAUACAUACUAAUAAGCAAAACUAGAGCCCGCUGUCAUGUCUUGGCUGUUUUUGUUUUAUUCUCCACAGUCUGUGAAAUGUGUAAACCGACGCUCGAACAGGAGCAGGUUCUGGCGUAAGAAUGUAGAUGUGACGGAAUGAACACCUGUGAGUUCAUUGGUGGGCAGAGCUUAGGGGGCACAUACUGAGGGGACAGGGCAGCUUCAGUUUCCUUUCAAAACAAAAAGGUGCACAUUCGUAGAGACGGAAAAGGAGGAGAUCAAACUCACGUGGGCAGUGGAGGAACCGUGAGUAAUGCAGGAGAAAAAGUGUUGAUGCAUUGACGAGCAGAGCGUGCUGUGCGUCGGCCUCGGGGGCCGUGGCAUUCUAGAUUCCCACUUUGGAAUAAAAACUUUACUGCGAUGUGUGUGCAUGUGUGUGUGUCCCGUGCUUGACAGGGCAUGCCACCAUUCACAUGUGUGGUGACAGGUGAUUUUUUGUGAGACAGGGUCUCACUGUGUAGAUCUUGCCGACCUUGGACUCACGACCCUGCUUCUGCCUCCCCAAUGCUGGAGUUACAGGCGUGUGCUGCUAGGCCUGGCAUGCUUUCCUUUAUUAAAAAUGUACAUCGAUUGGUUAAUUUGUUUGCUUGUUUUGUGUAAGUUGUGGUGAGAGGAGAACUCCUUUUUAAAAAGAUUUGUUUUUAGUUUUAAA